AUGAUGCGGUGGUGCCUCGCGUUGCUUCUCUGCGGCUUCUUGGCUGCGGUAAACGCUCUGAGCAGCUCCGGCAGCCGCCUGCUAGUGGUCUUGGACGAGACCACCGAAAAGAGCCUUUUCUCGACAUUCUGGUCUGAUUUGGAAGCCCGGGGAUAUGACUUGUCAUUUGAAUCGCCCAAGAGUGACAAACUGUCCCUCUUCGAACAUGGCGAGCGAGCUUACGACCACCUCUUGAUUCUUCCUCCCAAGUCCAAAGGCCUUGGCCCCAACUUGACUCCCAAGAACAUCCUCGAUUUCAUGAACAAGGACGGCAAUAUCAUCCUCGCCCUCUCCGGCAAGGCCUCGACCUCUAGUGCCAUCAGCUCCCUCCUCCUCGAAAUUGAUAUCCAUCUUUCGAACGACCGCUCCGCCGUUGUUGUCGACCACUUCAACUAUGACACUGUAUCGGCCGCCGAGAAGCAUGAUGUCCUCCUCCUCCAGCGGCCUGGACCGCUGCGCCCCGACGUGAAGGCGUUUUUCGACGGUGAAGGCGUCCUCGCUAUGCCCCGGGUUGCCCCCCAGACCCUGGGUAGUGAUAGCGCUCUGGUUGCGCCGGUCCUGCGAGCUCCUGCCACUGCCUACGCUUAUAACCCGAAGGAGGAAAUGCCGGCGGCAGAUGACAUCGAGGCCACUGGCUCCCAGCUCAACAUUGUUUCAGCCAUGCAAGCCCGCAACGCCGCUCGCUUCACUGUACUCGGCUCCGUUGAGGCGCUCGAGGACAAGUGGUUCUCGGCUUCAGUCAAGGCACCCAAUGGCAAGAAAACCACCACCGUCAAUCGUGAUUUUGCGAAGCAAUUGACCGCGUGGACCUUCAAGGAAACCGGUGUUCUGAAGGUUGGCAAGAUUGAGCACCACCUGGCCACUGAUGGUGAGGUUACCGCGGAAGACUUGAACCCGAAAAUCUACCGCAUUAAGAACGAGACCGUCUUCAGCAUUGAGGUGUCUGAGUACAAUUAUGACAAGUGGGUGCCCUUCGAGAUCCCCGCCGAAGAUGCGCUGCAGCUGGAAUUCACCAUGCUCUCGCCCUUUCACCGUCUGGCCCUCGAGCCUACCAAGCGUACCGAGACCAGCGCUGUGUACAGUACCAAGUUCGUGACUCCAGACCAGCACGGCAUCUUCUCAUUCCGCAUCAACUAUAAGCGACCUUUCCUCACCAACAUCGAGGAGAAGCACGAAGUGACCGUGCGCCACUUCGCGCAUGAUGAAUACCCGCGCAGCUGGGCAAUCACCGGUGGCUGGGUCUGGAUUGCCGGUCUGUGGUCGGUGAUUGGAGGCUUCCUGGCAUUUGUGGUUGUGUGGCUCUACUCGGCUCCUGCAGCCGACAAGACCAAGAAGACGCAGUAG
Penicillium macrosclerotiorum is the source of this 1383-nucleotide messenger RNA. Its product is annotated as dolichyl-diphosphooligosaccharide-protein glycotransferase. The record is from RefSeq and is a predicted model, not a curated record. Bases 1 to 1383 code for a protein of 460 amino acids. Lineage: Eukaryota; Fungi; Ascomycota; Eurotiomycetes; Eurotiales; Aspergillaceae. The transcript has 4 exons. Gene Ontology annotation, cellular component: endoplasmic reticulum membrane; oligosaccharyltransferase complex.